Ficedula albicollis (Collared flycatcher) is the source of this 2422-nucleotide messenger RNA. It is a transcript of the gene CNR1, whose product is annotated as cannabinoid receptor 1 (brain). Gene Ontology annotation, biological process: G protein-coupled receptor signaling pathway. Gene Ontology annotation, molecular function: cannabinoid receptor activity. Gene Ontology annotation, cellular component: membrane. The transcript is spliced from 4 exons. The record is from RefSeq and is a predicted model, not a curated record. The coding region runs from base 495 to 2132 and encodes 545 amino acids. NCBI's taxonomy places the organism in Eukaryota, Metazoa, Chordata, Aves, Passeriformes, Muscicapidae.
UAGCACGCGUCUAUUCUUCUGUGCGCGGAGCCGGUAGCCUCCCGGGCUCCCACAGGACCUUAGCUGACAUCGGAGGUUUUUCCUCUCGUCCUGACCCGCUGGUGAUUUACAGCGGGUGGCAUUCAGCCCGGCUUUCCCGUGCACUUUUCCUCUCGAAACUCUGUCUUUGAGGCUGUAAGCGAAAUAAAAGGCGGUUCGCAAUUUUGUGCGCAAUGAUGUUCCGUUAAAAAAAUGUCACUUAGUCGUCCUGCCUCCUCAGAAUAUCCCGGUAGGGUUUAUUGCUUGGUUGGUUGGUUUGUUUUUGUCUGAAAUUUGGAAGUCUGGGGGUGGGUAAAGAGCUGAGAAAGAGUGAGCCUUAUAAACUUCACGCAGCGUUUGUCAUGUGAAAUCUUCAUCUGUUGAGAAAUAAUUUUGAGUAACCAGAUGGGCUUAUUUCAAGUGGGCAUCUUUUUGUCUCAAAGACGUCUGCAAAUCUCCAUUGAGAACACCCCUGGAUGAGGUUGUCAGAUGCUGGAUGCUGGGGGGUGUCACAUAGGAGCCAUUUGCCCACAAAUUGGAACAAUCCAGUCCUUACCCUGCUGGUGUGCAAACGGCUUGGAAACCUUGUUCUGUCCUCGAAGCUGUAUUGUCCAUCACCAUAUGGGAUAAGGAUUUCCUCUGAUGCAUUAUUUCAUCCCCCAAGUAUCUGUGAAACCAACAAGACUGGGGUUAUGAAGUCAAUUCUAGAUGGCCUCGCAGACACAACUUUCCGAACAAUCACGACGGAUCUCCUUUACGUGGGCUCCAACGAUAUCCAGUACGAAGACAUGAAAGGCGACAUGGCAUCCAAGCUGGGGUACUACCCCCAGAAGUUCCCUCUCUCUUCCUUCAGGGGUGAUCCUUUCCAAGAAAAAAUGACUGGAGGAGAUGAUUCCCUGUUGAGCAUCAUUCCGUCAGAGCAGGUCAACAUCACAGAGUUUUACAACAAGUCCCUGUCCACUUUUAAGGAUAAUGAGGAGAAUAUACAGUGCGGGGAGAACUUUAUGGAUAUGGAGUGUUUUAUGAUCCUGAACCCCAGCCAGCAGCUGGCCAUUGCCGUGCUGUCACUCACCCUGGGCACCUUCACAGUCCUAGAGAACCUCCUGGUCCUGUGUGUCAUCCUCCACUCCCGAAGCCUCCGGUGUAGACCCUCCUACCAUUUCAUCGGCAGCCUGGCCGUGGCCGACCUCCUGGGCAGCGUGAUUUUUGUCUACAGUUUUGUGGAUUUCCAUGUUUUCCACCGGAAGGAUAGCCCCAACGUCUUCUUGUUCAAACUGGGUGGAGUUACAGCCUCCUUCACCGCCUCUGUAGGCAGCCUUUUCCUCACGGCAAUAGACCGGUACAUCUCCAUACACAGGCCGCUAGCUUAUAAAAGGAUUGUUACCCGACCAAAGGCUGUCGUAGCAUUUUGUGUGAUGUGGACCAUCGCCAUCGUAAUAGCCGUUCUUCCUCUGCUCGGCUGGAACUGCAAAAAGCUCAAUUCUGUUUGUUCGGACAUAUUCCCUCUCAUCGACGAGACCUACCUGAUGUUCUGGAUCGGGGUCACCAGCGUCCUCUUGUUGUUCAUUGUCUAUGCCUACAUGUACAUUCUGUGGAAGGCUCACAGCCACGCUGUUCGCAUGUUGCAGCGAGGCACGCAGAAAAGCAUCAUCAUUCAGUCGACGGAGGAUGGUAAGGUACAGAUCACUAGGCCUGAUCAAACUCGUAUGGACAUCAGGUUAGCCAAAACCUUGGUCCUUAUCCUAGUUGUUUUAAUCAUAUGCUGGGGCCCUCUCCUCGCCAUCAUGGUGUACGAUGUCUUUGGGAAAAUGAACAAGCUCAUCAAGACUAUCUUUGCCUUCUGUAGCAUGCUCUGUUUGCUGAAUUCAACAGUGAAUCCCAUCAUCUACGCUCUGAGGAGCAAGGACUUGCGACACGCCUUCCGCAGCAUGUUCCCCACCUGCGAAGGCACCGCGCAGCCCCUGGACAACAGCAUGGAGUCUGACUGCCAGCACAAACACGCCAACAACGCGGGCAACGUGCACAGGGCUGCCGAGAGCUGCAUUAAGAGCACAGUUAAGAUUGCCAAAGUUACCAUGUCUGUCUCCACAGACACAACUGCUGAAGCGUUGUAAGUCAGAGACUUCUCAGCGUUGUGAGAAAAGGAGUUUAAGUUUAAAAAAAAAAUAAAAAUUUAAAAAAUCAACAACACAGAAAACCAAACCCAUGGCUUAACGUGUUUGUACCCUCCUGUAAUAUUUUUUGGUUUGUCAUUGUAAGCUGAGCAAUGAUUGUGUUAAGAGCAUUACCAUCAGCCAGUUCUUCAGGUUUUACAAUUAGGGAUUCUAGCUAAAUUUUCACAAGUUUUUCUAAAAAGGUGUUUACUGAAUAAUAAUGUUUCCUGAAAGAGCACAGAGAAAAUACC